Colossoma macropomum (tambaqui) is the source of this 1487-nucleotide messenger RNA. RefSeq names its product X-ray repair complementing defective repair in Chinese hamster cells 3 (gene xrcc3). Gene Ontology annotation, cellular component: replication fork; Rad51C-XRCC3 complex. Gene Ontology annotation, biological process: t-circle formation; telomere maintenance via recombination; double-strand break repair via synthesis-dependent strand annealing. Gene Ontology annotation, molecular function: four-way junction DNA binding; ATP-dependent DNA damage sensor activity; ATP binding. The coding region runs from base 160 to 1227 and encodes 355 amino acids. NCBI's taxonomy places the organism in Eukaryota, Metazoa, Chordata, Actinopteri, Characiformes, Serrasalmidae. The transcript has 7 exons. The record is from RefSeq and is a predicted model, not a curated record.
GGACUUUUAUUGUGUCAGGGAGUUGAAAAUAUUUCCAUAACCUGGAAACAGACUACACUGGAACCUCUUGAGCUAAAAUGUAUGAAAAAUAUAAUUUUACAGGUCAUAUGGCUUUGUACCGACAAAGCAGAAGGGUUUAAAUAGACUGAAAGAUAUGCAAUGGACUGGGAACAACUUGAACUGAAUCCAAGGAUUAUUAAUGCUCUGAAAAAGGCCUGUUUGAAAUCAGCGAAAGAGAUUCUCAGUCUUUCGGGUCCUGAACUGCAGAGAAUCGCUCAUCUUUCCCAGAGUGAGGUGAAGCGUGUGCAGGCUGCUGUUGCUGCUGCAUAUCGCAGUUCACCUCCCGUUACAGCUUUACAGUUGGCUCGUGGAGAAUGUCCUUCCUUGGAGCCUGGACACAGACUUUCAUUGGCCUGCCCUGUUUUGGAUGACCUUUUGCGGGGAGGCCUCCCACUGCAUGGAAUCACAGAGUUGGCUGGCGAGAGUGCUGCUGGAAAGACUCAGUUUGGGCUGCAGCUUUGCCUGUCUGUCCAGUAUCCGCAGGAUCAUGGGGGGCUCGGAUCAGGAGCUGUAUACAUCUGCACUGAAGAUUCUUUUCCUAUCAAACGGUUGCGUCAGCUGAUUACUCAGCAGUCCCGGCUCCGCCCUAAUUUACCACAGGCUCUGAUCCGCAGCCUCCGCUUCAGUGACAACAUCUACAUCGAGCACACUUCAGACCUGGAGGCUCUUCAGACGUGUGUAUCGCAGCGUGUGCCCAUGCUAUUGGAGCGAGGUUUGGCGCGUCUGGUUGUGGUGGACUCUGUGGCUGCUCUGUUCCGUACUGAGUUCCAAGCUGAUGAAGCCAUAGAGAGAGCCCGCCACCUGCUUGCCUUCUCUGCCGCCCUGCAUCGUAUCAGUCAUACACACGGUGCACCUGUGUUCUGCAUCAACCAGGUGUCAGAUGUUGUGGAUGGCCCGAACCCAGGACGCUGUGAUUAUGGGCUCGUAGACAGUAAGGUGCUACCUGCACUCGGCAUUGCUUGGGCCAACCAGGUGAUGGUGCGUCUAAUGCUGAGGAGACAGGAGGGCUGUUUAAGAUCAGGGGGCCAGACUUGUGCUCCCCGCAAAUUAGAGGUGGUAUUUGCGCCCCACCUUCCGCGAGCCAGCUGCCUGUGUGGAGUUUGGGAAGAAGGGGUUAGAGGGAUUUCUCAUGAAGACAUCAAUGCACAGCCUCAAACCCCUUCAUAAUGAUACUUCUACAGAGGGAAAUGUCCUAGAGGAACAGCACACCAGAGAUUUUUGGAGAUAAAGAACUCCAUACACUGUAUAAAUAAAAGUAAUCUUUUUUUGUUGAAGUGACCUCUGGCAAGGUCACUUGGCUACAAGCAUUAUACAAACAAAAGACUAUAUUAGUUCUUUAUGAAUGUUUGUCUUUGAUACAUUGAAUAAAUGAUAAUUUUAUCAAACUUUGUGAUGUUAUCUCAUCAGGAGUAUAAUCUUAUAAUAAU